AUGAUUAUUGGAGCACGUAUGUUUUGGGACCUACUGUGCAUCAGACGCCACUCUUUAAGACCUAAUUAUCCGUCAGUACAGAAGACAAAACUCGGUUGGAUUGUUAUUGGAAAUAUGAAUCGCGCACAUCUUACAGCACAAACACAGACCACGUGCUAUGUAACAAACCAACAGUUACACAGUCAAGUAGCUGAUUUCUGGGAAAUCGAACCUUUUAUCGAUGAAGCACGUCUCAUCAAUAAAAACAAUUACUACGAGAAACAUUUCGUGUCAACUGUGAUUCAGGACAACAACGGACGACACGUGGUCGGAAUUCCGUUUAGAAAAGAAAUCAAAGGAUUAGGACAUUCAAGGCAACAAGCGGAACGCCGACUACUCGCAUUGGAACGAAGGCUGAGAAAACAACCACAUAUUCAAGAAGAAUGUAUUGAAUUUAUGUGGUAA
This is a messenger RNA of Colletes gigas, 444 nucleotides long. RefSeq lists its product as uncharacterized. Bases 1 to 444 code for a protein of 147 amino acids. The transcript has a single exon. The record is from RefSeq and is a predicted model, not a curated record. Lineage: Eukaryota; Metazoa; Arthropoda; Insecta; Hymenoptera; Colletidae.